AUGUUUAAGUUGUGUGGACUUCAAUUUCUGCUUGUCAUUCAUUUGGCUAUGUGCCAGAAUUUGGAGCACCUGCACGUAACUGGGCCUCUGAAAGACAUGAAUUUCUCUAUUCCAGAAGAAGGGGGAGUGCGCUUCAUUUACCAGUUCACAUCCAAGCUACCCGCCGUGACUUUCAGAGCAACUGGUGAAAAAGAUGGAAUAAUUGACAUUGUGCCGAGGACAGGAGUCCUGUAUCUCAAUGGGUCUCUGGACUGGGAGAACAAAACUGUGCACAGGCUGCAGGUGGAAAGUCUGGAUGAAAAGGGAAACAAAGUGGAAGGUCCAUACACCGUUACAAUAUUUGUGGAGGAUAUCAAUGACAACCCACCAGAAUUUGAGCAGGCAAAGUAUACUGGAGUAGUGAGACAGAACUCCCGUCCGGGCAAGCCCUUCAUGUAUGUCCAUGCCACUGACCGUGAUGAUCCUACAACUCCCCAUGGACAGCUGACGUACAGCAUUCUCCAUCAUUUUCCCAACCCUUAUGAAGAAAUGCUUUUCCAGAUUGAUAGUGUAACUGGAGCAAUCUCACCGAGUAAGGCUGGCUCUUAUUACUUAGAUCCUCAAAAGCAGGAUAGCUUCACACUCGUUGUCACUGCUAGGGACAUGGCAGGGCUGACAAUGAAUGCCUUCACCAGCAGCACUGAUGUGAUCAUCACUGUGAAGGAGAGCCUGUGGAAAGCUCCUUCCACCAUCCACAUCCAAGAAAACUCAACCCAGGUCCACCCUGUCAACAUCAGCCAGGUGUACUCGAAUGAGCCAGAUGUAAUUUAUGACAUUUUUGAAAAAGAAAAGCUGCCCAGGCUCCCAUUUUCCAUUGAUCAGAAUGGUGUUAUUUAUGUGACUGAACCACUGGACAGAGAAGAAAAGGAGAGUUAUACUUUUUUUUUGGUCACAAAAGAUCAUGAGGGAGAACUGGUGGAUAAGCCUCUACAGGUUCAUAUUAUUGUGGAAGACAUUAAUGACAAUCCCCCUGUGUGCCAGCAAGCCCUCACUGUACUGGAAGUUCAAGAAAAUGAAGGUGGAGGAAGCAAUAUUGGCACCCUGUUUGCUACAGACAUGGAUAAGGAGGACACCCUUAACUCUCGCCUGCAGUUCAAAAUUGAAAGUCAGGUUCCUGCUGUUCCUGAAAGUAAUCUGUUCUAUAUUCAGCAAGACACUGGGAUUUUGCAGUUAACUACCCAUUCACUAAACAGGCGCAUUGCAUCCAACUAUUCGUUGAAGGUGGUGGUGACAGAUUCAGUAUUCCAAACAAUCUGUGAUGUCCAAAUACAUGUAAUUGACAUCAAUGAUCAGAUUCCCAUCUUUGAAAAAUCAGAUUAUCACAAUAUGACUGUUGCAGAAAGUCUUCCAGUAGGAACAGUGAUAUUAGAAAUUCAAGCUACGGAUGGAGACGAGCCUGGUACAGGGAGCUCCUACAUUCUUUACCAAAUGAAGGAAGGAGAUCCAAACAACACGUUCAUUAUAGACACAGAUUCUGAGACAAAUCGAGGGUUUGUCAAGAUUAAUAAGCCUCUUGAUUUUGAAGCAACUCCAGUGUACAACCUGGUGAUCAAUGCCACAAACCCCGAACCGCUGGUGUCAGGCGUGCAGUACAACUCAAGCUCUCUUACCUUGUUUAAAGUUUUCGUAACAAAUGUGGACGAGCCACCUGUUUUCCACAAGCCAGCUUACAGAACAGAAUUGUAUGAAGAUGUUCCUGUCAACACCCUGGUCGUGACGGUGGAGGCCUAUGACCCUGAGGGGGAUUCUGUACG
Molecule: messenger RNA, 1793 nt
Organism: Merops nubicus (carmine bee-eater)
Lineage: Eukaryota; Metazoa; Chordata; Aves; Coraciiformes; Meropidae
Gene: CDH17
Product: cadherin 17, LI cadherin (liver-intestine)
Exons: 12
Biological process (GO): cell-cell junction assembly; homophilic cell-cell adhesion; calcium-dependent cell-cell adhesion
Cellular component (GO): catenin complex; plasma membrane; adherens junction
Molecular function (GO): cadherin binding; calcium ion binding
Source: RefSeq, a predicted model, not a curated record